This is a messenger RNA of Brachypodium distachyon (stiff brome), 2974 nucleotides long. RefSeq names its product NF-X1-type zinc finger protein NFXL2. Gene Ontology annotation, biological process: regulation of DNA-templated transcription. Gene Ontology annotation, cellular component: nucleus. The record is from RefSeq and is a predicted model, not a curated record. The transcript has 13 exons. Lineage: Eukaryota; Viridiplantae; Streptophyta; Magnoliopsida; Poales; Poaceae. Gene Ontology annotation, molecular function: zinc ion binding; RNA polymerase II transcription regulatory region sequence-specific DNA binding; DNA-binding transcription factor activity, RNA polymerase II-specific. Bases 66 to 2792 code for a protein of 908 amino acids.
CUCUUGGAUCUAAUCGCAAAAGCUCUUUUCCUCACUCAGUGCCCACGCAAAUCUCGCCGCCGGCGAUGCCGUCCUCCUACGCCGCCGUCGCAUCCUCUUCGCGGAAGCCGGUUCCUGUCGCCACUGCUACUGCCACCGCGCGUAGACCAGCAGCGCCCUUACCUGCGCCCGCACCCUCGCCUUCAAACCCUAGACACGUCUCCGAUUCUGACCCCUCGUGCUGCUCCUCCUCCUCCGGGGACGAGACCGAUCUCGCCGCCAGCGACCCGGCAACUGCCUCCGUCAUCUCCACAUACCUCUCCGUCGCCGGCGACGGCGCCGACCUCGCCAAGGUCCGUCUUUUCCUCAGCUCCGCCGCGCGCCGCCGAUCACCGCCGUGCCUGAUCUGCUUGGACCCAAUCCGCCCCUCCGACCCCGUCUGGUCCUGCUCAGCCUCCUGCUUCGCGCUCCUCCACCUCCCUUGCAUCCAGUCAUGGGCGCACCAGUCUGCCUCCGCCGCGCCCUCCCCCACCUGGGGCUGCCCCAAGUGCCGCGUCGCCUACCCCAAAUCCCAGACCCCCACCUCCUACCACUGCUUCUGCUCCAAGACCGUUGACCCGCCUGCCGAUCCCUGGAUCCUCCCACACUCGUGUGGCGAGGUCUGUGACCGCCCCCUCAAUUCAAAUGCAGACUCCGGCUGCCAGCACACCUGCCUCCUGCGUUGCCACCCUGGACCAUGUCCUCCGUGCCCCACCGUCGUCCCUAACGCUCGCUGCUUUUGUGGAGCACACCGUGAACCCCGGCGCUGCGCGCGUCAGCGUUAUUCUUGUGGGAGUAAAUGUAAUAAAAGCCUUAGCUGCGGACUCCACCGGUGCCCGGUGGAUUGCCAUGAUGGGCCCUGUCCGCCGUGUGCGGUGCGGGGGAAUCACAAGUGUGAGUGUGGGGAGACAACGGUGGAGAGGUUGUGCUCUGAAAGGGUUUUCCAGUGCAAGAGGGAGUGUGGUGGGAUGCUGGAUUGUGGGAAACAUAGGUGUGAGAGGGGAUGCCAUGGUGGAAAGUGCGGGGAAUGUCCGCUUCGAGGACGGCGGACUUGCCCUUGUGGCAAGACGGAUUAUCCAAGGUUGGAGUGUGACAUGGAGGCUGCCACGUGUGGAUCGACUUGUGAGAAGGUGCUAGGGUGCGGGCGGCACAAGUGCCCUGAGCGGUGCCAUCGAGGCCAGUGUGACAAGAUCUGCCGUCUUGUGAUCAAAAAGUCCUGCCGCUGUGGGGGUCUGAAAAAGGAGUUGCCUUGCCACCAAGACUUGACCUGCGAAAGGAAAUGUCAGCGUUUACGUGACUGUGGACGCCAUGCUUGUAAGCGACGUUGUUGUGUUGGGGAUUGCCCACCCUGCGCAGAGAUUUGUGAUAGGAGGCUCAGAUGUGGCAACCAUAAAUGUCAAUCCCCAUGCCACAGAGGUGCUUGUUCACCUUGUCCUUUGAUGAAGACCAUCUCAUGCUUCUGUGGGAAAACAUACUUUGAGGUUCCUUGUGGGACUGAGAAGAAUCAGAAACCACCGAAAUGCUCAAAAAAGUGCAAUGUAGAUCGCCUUUGCAGACACAAGUUUGACUGCCGGCCCCAUAAAUGCCACUAUGGAGCCUGUCCACCUUGCAAAAUGAUCUGCGCAGAAGAACUUUCUUGUGGCCACAAGUGUAAAGAAAGGUGUCAUGGUUCUAUCCCUCCUCCGAACCCUGAGUACACACUUAAACCAAUGAAGAAGAAAAUGGAAAAGCAUAUAGAAUGUACGCCUGGAACACCAUGCCCACCAUGCCAAGAAGUUGUUCUGGUGCCAUGUUUGGGACAGCAUAUAGGCCAAGAACGUGCAAUACCUUGCUCGAAAAGGAGGCAAUUUCCCUGUCAGAAUUUAUGCGGAAACCCUCUCCCUUGUGGCAACCAUUAUUGCACAAAGGCCUGCCAUGUGUUAGAGAUCCCAUUGGGUCAGCCUAAAGCUGAUAUCAUAUUAUCUCUUCAUAGAAAGAACACACUUGCUGAGCCUUGUGAAGACUGCGACCUUCCUUGUCAAAGGGUCAGGAAUUCUCCUUGUACACAUCCUUGCCCUUUGCCAUGCCAUGAGAACGAUUGUCCACCUUGCAAAGUCCUUGUUAAAAGAUCAUGUCAUUGUGGUGCUAUGACACACUCUUUUGAGUGCGUGCACUAUAACAACUUAAAUGCCAAGGAACAGCUGAAAGUAAGGUCCUGUGGUGGCCCAUGUCACAGGAAAUUACCAAAUUGCCCCCACUUAUGCUCAGAAAUAUGUCACCCUGAUCAAUGCCCAUCAGUUGAUCAGUGCAUGAAAAAGGUCAAUGUACGUUGUGCAUGCAACACCCUGAAAAAGGAGUGGGUAUGUCAAGAUGUUCUCAAGGAGUACCGAAGAUCUGGUCGUGAUCCAAAAGAAGUGCCUAAAGGUCAGUUUGGAGGCGGUCUACUCCUAUGUGGUGAAGAUUGCGUGAAAAAGGUCAAAGUUUCUUCCACAGAGUUGCAUCUCCGGAAAGUUCAGGAGGUUAAGAAUCCUGCCAUGGAAGUUGCAAACGUGCCCAAACGUAAGAAGAAGCGUGAGCGUGGAGGACAAGAACCUGCUCCGUAUUCGAUGUUACAGAAAAUCAAGGAUUUCCUUUCGGGGCCUCUCCUGAAACUUUUGCUACUGGUAAUUGCUAUAGCUGGAUUGGUUGGGUUGGUGGUGGUGACGGUGAAAUUUAUUUACCAGAUUUCAGAUUGGAUGAACGAAAUGGAGGAGCAGAGGACCAGGCAAAGGAACCUGAGGGCUCCAAGGUUGUAAAAAUAUAUAUUUUGAGACUUUUAUAUAUGGGUUCUUGCGCGCCCAGUAACCAGUUUUGAGAUGUAGAUCAAUAAACGACUCUUUACUGUCGCGGUCCAGUCUCUGGAAGCGUAUAUCUGAAACUGAAAGGAUGCCAUUGUUUGGUUCAUUCGUUUGUAUCAAAGGAAAACGGCGUUGUAUUC